AAGCGCUUUCCUAAACAGAACCGUUUGUCAUUGCAGCGUCUUUUCUGAGCGGAUUUCAGCUUAAAUGGUUGUGAUCGGUGUAGAUCAGACUGGUGCGUCUGAAAUCUCAAAAAUGUCCGCUGCGAGUCAGGCCGAGAGAGCUGUCCUGGAGGAAGAGUUCAACUGGCUCCUUAAAGAGGAGGUUCAUGCUGUCUUGAAGCAGCUUCAGGAUAUUCUGAAGGAAGCUUUGAGGCGUUUUUCGGUUCCCACGCCAGGGAUGGAGGGUCAGCUCAAACAAGAGAACUUUAUUCUUGGCAGCUCCACCAUGGACCAGGUGAAAGGAGUCCUCACUCUGCAGGGAGACGCUCUGACUCAGGCUGAUAUCAAUAUUAAGGUGGCUAAAAGCACUCAGGUCAUGCAUUUCACAUUCCGGGAGGAUAAACAGUGGAAAUUACAACAGAUCCAGGAUGCAAGGAACCAUGUAAACCAGGCACUUCAGCUGCUCAGCAGUCGUGAUGAGAGCUAUCAGUUUAAAACUGGCGCUGAGGUCAAUAAGUUGAUGGAUGCUGUGAUGAUGCAGUUAACUCGAGCGCGCAAUCGUCUUACCACACCAGCUACCAUGACUCUACCUGAACUCGCUUCCACUGGAUUAAUGAGAAUGUUCACUCCCCCGAUGCCUGGCGAUGUGAUGGUGAAUUUAUACAUAAAUCUCAGCAAACUCUGUCUGACCAUCUAUCAACUGCACGUACUUCAGCCCAACACUACUAAGAACUUCAAACCAGCUGGAAGUUCAGUUAUGCAUAAUCCUGGAGCGAUGUUUGAACUAAACAACACUAAGUUUGAAGUGAGCCACGUGCACAAAGUGGAGUGUGUGGUGCCGUGGUUGAAUGACACGCUGGUGUUUUUCACCAUCUCAUUACAGCUCUGCCAGCAACUUAAAGAUAAGAUUUCAGUAUUCUCCAGCUUCUGGAACUACAGGCCAUUUUAAGCUGACCAAAUAUAUAAAUUCAUAUUGUAAGUGCAGAAUUAAAUAUAAAUAUAUAUAUAUAUUAUCUACACAAUAGAAGAAAAAAAACUCAUAUAAUAAAUCCAUGUAUUAUUUGUUUAAGGACCAGGUGUUAGACAUAGACUGCCUGGCCAAAAAAAAGUCACCAUUUUAAAAGGGUCAAAUUAUUGGGCUGCAUUAAGCAAAGACAACAACUAAGGAGGUUUGAAAUGACUGAAACUGGAUUAAAAACCCUUCAUCAUAUUAUCAAAAACAGGAAGGAUAGUGCUGAUCUCUAAAUUUAUUGGAAGAAAUAGCAUUUAAAUCAUGAAUGAAGAUCACUUUAACAGUUGGUGAAGUUGCAUGGUAAAAAAUCAACAGCUAAAACCAUAGCUAUAUUUAAUUGUGAAAGUAAGAGCAUCUCCAUACACAUAGAAACACACAAUGUGAGGAGAACAGCUGUGAGUUUAUAAGUAAACCACUUGUUGGGGAGGCUAAUGAGAAAAAAGGCUUCUGCCUCUUUUGAGUUUUCUUCCCAGAUGUUACAGGCAUAUUCCAGGUGUGAAAGAGUGGUUCUUGAAGCAUAAGGACUCAUUUUGACAUAUGAACUGGCCACCACAGUGUGUGCUGGAAUCAAAGUGAAAUGUGAUUGAAUGAAAUCUUAGAAUGUGCAUUUUUUCCCUUCUCUGGCCAGGCAGUGUAUGUAUAACGUGAAUACACACAUUCAGGCCAAGUCUUAUCAUUGUAAGUGUAACGGGUAUGAAUAUUAGGUUUGAUUUUUGGAUUCGUUGUUAAAUUUUGAAGUAAAUUUCUGUUAUUCCGUUAUUAUUUGUAAGAAAAAAAACUGUGAAAUAUUUGAAUUAUCUGAGAGCUAUGAUCAAAACCUGUUUAGCAAUGUUUUUCUGAUGACACUAUUUAGCAUCACAUGUAAUCAUGUCUAAAACUUAUUUAAUGGUCCAUGAUUCAUUUCAUUUAAUUGUGUACACUUUUUUUUUGGUAUUAUGUCUUAAUUUGAUAGUUUGACUAAAAUGUAUGUAACUAUCCCUUUGCCAGUCUGCCAAGAUGCAUCCACGUCUAAAAUUUGCUUCUUUACUCUCGCACGCAUACAAAUUGCGUUAUUUGAGACAAGUUUUGGUAGCUGACCUAGCUUUGUAGCUCUAAAGCUAAAUUAAAGAUGUGAUCAUCACAUACCAAACACAUGUUGGCUGAUUAACAACAUUUUGGGUAAAGAGGAUAUUGUGUACAUACAUUUCACUUUGGGCAUUUUAGGCAGAUUUUGCUGAUUUUAUAUACUUGAACGCUGUGGUCAAAAGUAUUUGGACACCCAUGUGAACUGAACAUAGCCAUGACCUCAACUCAAAUAAAUACUUUUGGGGUGAUCUGAAGUGUGUCAGGCCUUCUUACCCAAAGAAUGAAAUGUUCAGCAAGCAGGUGUCCACAAACUUUGGAUCAUAGCGUGAGUGGCACACUACAAGACUAGUUUAGCUUCUAGAAGAAAUCCUUAUUAUACCUAUACUGUACAUUCCAUAGAUUCCAUGAUGGACUUGUUUGUUCAUUUUACUUAUUUAAUACAAGCCAUGAAUUAUUUUCUAAAUUAUUGUUAUACUUUAUUUAUACAAAUGAUAAAAAGUAACAAUUGUUUUUGCUUUGCUCUAUUUUGUCCAUUUGACCAUUCCAACACAGACUAAUGACUUGGUGUUAAACAAUGCUUUUCCUUUACAUAUUGUCUUAUGUUAACAUUAAUAAUUGUGCAAUAAAUGUGUGAAAGUC
This is a messenger RNA of Clarias gariepinus (North African catfish), 2734 nucleotides long. RefSeq names its product rogdi atypical leucine zipper (gene rogdi). The coding region runs from base 65 to 967 and encodes 300 amino acids. Lineage: Eukaryota; Metazoa; Chordata; Actinopteri; Siluriformes; Clariidae. The record is from RefSeq and is a predicted model, not a curated record. The transcript is spliced from 11 exons. Gene Ontology annotation, cellular component: RAVE complex.